Penicillium cosmopolitanum is the source of this 354-nucleotide messenger RNA. RefSeq lists its product as uncharacterized. Bases 1 to 354 code for a protein of 117 amino acids. The record is from RefSeq and is a predicted model, not a curated record. Lineage: Eukaryota; Fungi; Ascomycota; Eurotiomycetes; Eurotiales; Aspergillaceae. The transcript is spliced from 2 exons.
AUGGCGGCAAGACGGCAGCAAGACUCUUCAAGUUCGCAGGCCACAUCUCAAGCACCACAACAACAUCUCACAGAAUCUGCUCUUCUAGAGUUGCAAAGAGAUCUCCAAUCAUCCAGCCAAGGGGACGAUGAUAUGAGAUCUAUCUCCGCUUGGAAUGAUGCCAACCGGGAUCGUGUUCAAGCAUCCACGUCAGAAUACCUUUCUGCCCAGUCACACACUGAGACCCAUCACGACGAAGCUCACCCACGGCAGUCUGAUCCAGAGCUAGUCCACAUGGGACGAAGCCCGUCUUCACACUCUACCGCGACUCUUCGUUGGGGGAGUUCUUCCGGCUCGGAUGGUCCAGGGCAGUGA